AUGGGAGACGGGCACCGACACGAUGCCCAAGGUCGGCCUGUGAUUGGUCCCCAGACAGAGCCGUCGCCCACUUCUCCCCUUUCCCCCUCUGUUUGUGCCACGACGGACAAGUACAUCAGAAGAAUAAUUCAUUUCGCUCCGUUUUACGACACCCUUAAAAUAAGUGAGCCCGGCCCGGCCCGGUUCUGUUGGCAGAAGACGGCGCGAACACGACUCCCUCAGCUCGCCCCCUCGACGGACACAAUGUUUGAUUUGGGAUCAGCAAAAAUCAUACAAUCGCACUGCUCCACCCCCGGUCAUAUUCACACCGAGCACCUGAAGAUAAUGGGCGCUGUAAUGUUCACAGGCCGCGCCCACCUCGUGGCCCAUGUCUGGCGUGGCCACAGGCGGUGUUCUGGUGGCGGGUGUGAUGCGGGUGUGAAUGUGGGUGUGGGUACAGGUGCAGACACGAGGGCAGCACUAGCAAUCGCUUCGGCCCUCCUCCGGUACCACAUUUCAGACUACACGACUCGACCUUCACCACAUCCCAUCCGACCCGACCCGAUCCGACCUGACCUGACCUGGCCCGUCACGGGUGUCGGGUCAUGUCGAGGCUUCGCCAAAGACUGCGUCGAGGUUGUGGCCGAGGCGAGUGGGACGAAAGGAAGCGGAGUCGAGUGCGUCGGCGACGACGAUGGAAAAAAGUUGUUCGUUUACACAACGACACCUUUCGAGGCGAUCGGUUGUUCGCGCCCAAGAGCCAAGUUGACCCAAAUGGACCAACACAAUCCGACCAGUUUCCGCAUCAUCUCAUUCAGCCCGAAUGGAGUGCAGUUUCGACCCCGCGGCAGAAAUCCGAUGCGACUCGAACGCGAGUUGCGAUAG
Molecule: messenger RNA, 864 nt
Organism: Protopolystoma xenopodis
Lineage: Eukaryota; Metazoa; Platyhelminthes; Monogenea; Polystomatidea; Polystomatidae
Source: the annotation of a GenBank genome assembly